UGACCCUGCUUGUAUAAAUAACGUGUUUGUGGUUUUUCACAAUGCGAUGCCUUCAGUUAUAGUCCGUCCACUACAAGAUCGACCAUGUUCUACCGAUUAGUAGUGACGUUUCUAAUCGCUAUUAUUUGUGUUUAUUUGGGGAAUCACGAAUCGUUCGUAGUAGCACAGAGUGAAAAUAAGAAUGGAACAACCGAAAAACACCCAAACGACACCAUUCUCGAAUUCUUCUACAACUGCACGUGCACUCCAUUUUACCUUUGCAGCGCACUCAACGAUUUCAUGGUAGCAUCCAGGAUAAAUCCUCCACCCAAAGAACUACGCUGCACAGACCCAGACUUUUUGUGCUGCAAAAACACGACUGAGAUCGAGGGAGAUGGAACGGAAGAACCGAGAAUUGACGACAAGGUUACUACUACCCCUAGAACUAGUUCCAGCUCUGAUAGCUCUAGUAUUACAACCACAAGCGAAACUCCCGAAGAAGAACGAAAAUGGGACCCCAACUAUGGCUGUGGCAUUGCCAAAACGGAAAUAGGUCUUAGAAUUUUGACACCAGAAACAGAAUCCGCAGCGACUAUCCCUGGAGAGAUCCCAUGGAUAGUCGAAAUCUUCCAAAAACGCAACAACCGCAAGAACCCCUAUUUAUUCAAGUGCGCUGGUACUCUAAUCCACCCGAAAGUAGUCCUAACUGCCACCCAUCGCAUCAUUUCCAAAGUUAAAGAACCGCAAGCGUUCAAGGUCGUAGCUACCAGUCGCGAUACCUUCCAGAACCUUGGGGUUAACGCUGACGAUGAACGAAACGUCGCGAAAAUCAUCAAGCACCCUGGAUUUUACUCAGGGGGGGCUUACAACGACCUAUCUUUACUAAUCUUGGAUAAAGAAUACAACUUCACGAAUACCCGACUUAACUCAAUUUGUCUCCCCAAAGCCAAUCAGAGCUUCGUGGGACGAAGAUGUCUGGCGGUUGGGUGGGGCGAAAAUAAAGAUUUGAAGAGCGUUCCUCUGACUAAGGUUGACAUCCCAGUGGUUGAUUUUCAACGGUGCCAGACUCUUUUGCGCAAGACUGAGUUGGGGGAGGAGUUUAAUCUGCAUUCUUCGUUUUUGUGCGCUGGGGGAGAAGAGGGCAAAGAUACGUGUAAGGGGGAUGGAGGAGGACCUUUGAUGUGUGUGGGGGACGACUACCAGUUUGUGCAAACCGGAAUUGUUUCGUGGGGGGCGGAAAAUAAGUGCGGGGUUGUGGAUCAACCGGGGGUUUAUGUGGAUGUUGCUAAGUUUACAGAGUGGAUAGAGGAGGAGUUGGACAAGAAUGGGAUCAAAUUGACGCCGGAGAAAAAGGUUUAAUGAGGCGAAAGGGUGGAAUUUUUGCGAUGUUUUGGUUUUAAAGUGGCGCGUUGUUGGACGAUGAUUAAGUGGUAGACACAUUUUGCUUUAUUCUUCUUCAGUGCUAGAUUAAGGUAUUAAAUGUGCUAGAAAUUGUUUCAUUUUUUUUCACAAAAGUUCUCUAGUAGAUGGUUCUAGAGUCUAAUAAAAGACUCAGUACUGCCUCAUAUCUAAAAAUGAAACAAUUUAGUGUUUUUUUUUUGUAAAAUUUCAGAAAUUCGUUAUUCAAACUUGUCAAAAAUAUUGCUAAUUUUGCCUAUUUUCUUUUGUACCACAUGUUUAAGAGCUGAGCUAAAUAAACAUUUUCAAAUGAUA
Molecule: messenger RNA, 1692 nt
Organism: Zophobas morio
Lineage: Eukaryota; Metazoa; Arthropoda; Insecta; Coleoptera; Tenebrionidae
Product: phenoloxidase-activating factor 2-like
Exons: 3
Coding region: 85-1338 (417 amino acids)
Biological process (GO): proteolysis
Molecular function (GO): serine-type endopeptidase activity
Source: RefSeq, a predicted model, not a curated record